Exophiala viscosa is the source of this 759-nucleotide messenger RNA. RefSeq lists its product as uncharacterized. The transcript is spliced from 2 exons. Bases 1 to 759 code for a protein of 252 amino acids. The record is from RefSeq and is a predicted model, not a curated record. NCBI's taxonomy places the organism in Eukaryota, Fungi, Ascomycota, Eurotiomycetes, Chaetothyriales, Herpotrichiellaceae.
AUGCGUACCUCCAUCGCCAUCUUCGCCGGCCUCGCUGCUGUUGCGUCUGCCACCACCUACACUGACACGGCCACCGUCGAUGUCACCGUCACCUCAUGCGGCGCCACCGUCACCAACUGCCCCUACAAGACUGCGACCGUUGACGGAGACUCUACCGAGACCUGGGGAGACUGGUCCAGCGCCAGCACCACCACCACCAGCAGCGUCCCUGUCUCUCCCGAGACCACUGUGACCUCGGACGGCUCAUGGAGCGACUGGGCUUCGUCGACCAGCAGCGUCCCCGUUUCUCCCGCCUCAACUGCGACCUCGGACGGAUCGUGGAGUGACUGGUCCAGCGCCAGCGCCUCCAGCACCAGGUCAGUCUCUCCUCUGGAUUCCACUACCACUUCUCUUUGCCCAACAUACACUGCCACCACUGCUCCGGCGUGGUUCUCUCUUCUUCCAGCCUCUGAUCUCAGCUCCUUCUCUUCUGCCUGGACUUCUGGAGCCCCAGCUGACUGGUGUUAUUACACGUACAGCACCUCUGAGAGCAGCACUCCUGUCUCCCCUGUCUCAGUCACCUCGACCUCGACCUGGGCCACUUCCACCGCCGCCAGCACCCCAGUUGCUGCCGUGUCUGCCAGCAGCACCAGCGUUGCCGCCUGGUCAUCAUACACAAGCUCCGCUGCCGUUGCCACCUACACUGGUGCUGCCAAUGUCAACGCUGGCUCUUUCGCUCUUGCCGGUCUCGCCGCCGCUGUUGCUGUUGUCAUCGCAUAA